UUGAAAAUGGAAGCCAAGAAAAAAAGUAGUGUCGUUAGUAUCGCAUAUUAGAAACAUGUAAAUAUUUGGUUGCCUACAUAUUCAAAAUUUUUGAAAGUUUCCUUUGUUGACAUUAUAUUUGAACUAUGUCAUAUAUUAAAAGUAGUUAAUUAAUAAAUUCAAAUCUAAAUUUCCUGUACACCAAAUUUAUUAAUUGUACUAAAGCAAACAUGACUGAUUUACGCAACGACGAAGAGGAAGAAGCUAACAAGGAACUGCGUUUACAUGAAGGAAUUCAAAAGAUCUACACACUUAUUCACGAAGGAGUAGUUUUAGAAUCGCCAAUAGAUAUUCACAUACCAAAUGCAAUCGCACUCGAACUUCCUCCAUUAGAAUGGCAUCACAUGGAAUUAGAACCAAAGCGAGUUAAACUUACAAAUUCUGGUCAUACUGUUAUUUAUAGUGCAAAAUGGUUACAAGAACGGCCCUAUCUUUCCGGCGGACCAUUCAUUGGCAACUAUGUUUUUUCACAACUGCAUUUCCAUUGGGGCAACAAUAAUAUGUGUGGUUCAGAACAUACCAUUUCGGGCAAACCACAUAUUCUUGAACUGCAUAUGGUUUAUUUCAAAAGUUGCUAUCUGACACAGGAGAGCGCUUUGAAACGAAAAGACGGCAUGGCUGUAGUUGUCUACCUAUUUAAAAUACAAGAUAAUAUAAACGAAAUGUUACAAGUCAUUAUUCAAGCUCUGUCUUUAAUAAACGAACCACACACCUCGACGCGUUUGAAAAGUUACCCAUUGGAAAAACUUGUUGCACCGUUUGCGGAUGAUUAUUUCUUGUACGUUGGCAGUGUCAACACUGCUACCUGCAUGCACUACGUGCUUUGGUUGAUCAGUCGGACUCCGAUGGGAAUAUCAGCGGAACAAAUGAUGGGAUUUCGAACGUUACUAGGUGCUGAGAGAACGCACCUCGCUAAGAAUUACCGUGAUGUACAACCACUAGCUGAUAGAGUAUUAUACCAUGUCAAUCCAGGAGGGCAGUUGCAUUCUACACUUCUCCCAAUGCAGAAAGAUGAUUGAGACUGCAACAUCGCGCACUUGUCCGAUUUUAAAUCACAAGGAGCUUUCAAUUGUAAACGUCUUCACUUAAAAUAAUACAUCUCUGUUUUUUUUAAA
Messenger RNA from Dalotia coriaria, 1154 nucleotides. RefSeq names its product carbonic anhydrase 2-like. The record is from RefSeq and is a predicted model, not a curated record. The transcript has 4 exons. Bases 210 to 1058 code for a protein of 282 amino acids. Gene Ontology annotation, molecular function: zinc ion binding; carbonate dehydratase activity. NCBI's taxonomy places the organism in Eukaryota, Metazoa, Arthropoda, Insecta, Coleoptera, Staphylinidae.